UUGCAUUGCAAUCCCCCUGCCUUCCUCUCUUUUCUCCAGAUCAAUGCAUAUUUGCAAAAGGAUUAAGCCACAGAUUUAAGCUGUGAGAGCCCAUUUCUGUUUUGCAAAGGAGCCGGGACUAAAAACAAUCCCAAAUCCAGCUCUGAUUUCUUUUCACCAAGUGGGAAGGUGGUUUAUUUUUCUUGCUUUUUGGAGUCAACACCCUUCCUCAUCAGCCCUCAUCCCCACCCUCACCCUGCAACCCUUUCACGCCCCCCCCUUCCUUUCCCCACUCCCCAUCCUCCCACCAUCCUCUAAAAGAGGCAAAGGGAUUUUUUUUUUUGGUCUCCCCCCCACCCCCUUUAUUCUGAAAAGGAUUUGGAGACAGCUUGAACGAUAAAAAGCCUUGGUAGUUCCAAGGAACCGAGCCGAAGAGAAGAAGAGGAAACAGGGGCUGCUGUUGCCUUUCGAGAUGGAUGAUCAGCCCAGGUUGAUGCAUUCCCAUGCUGGGGUGGGGAUGGCAGGACACCCCGGCCUGUCCCAACACUUGCAGGAUGGGGCUGGAGGGACCGAGGGGGAGGGAGGGAGAAAGCAGGACAUUGGAGACAUUUUACAGCAAAUUAUGACCAUCACAGACCAGAGUUUGGAUGAGGCGCAGGCCAGGAAACACGCUUUAAACUGCCACAGAAUGAAGCCUGCCUUGUUUAAUGUGUUGUGCGAAAUCAAAGAAAAAACAGUGUUGAGUAUCCGAGGAGCCCAGGAAGAGGAGCCAACGGACCCCCAGCUGAUGCGAUUGGACAACAUGCUGUUGGCAGAGGGGGUAGCAGGGCCUGAGAAGGGGGGAGGAUCUGCAGCGGCAGCAGCGGCAGCGGCGGCAUCCGGGGGAGCUGGCUCAGAUAACUCUGUCGAGCAUUCCGACUACAGAGCCAAACUCUCACAAAUCCGACAGAUCUACCAUACAGAACUGGAGAAAUAUGAACAGGCAUGCAACGAGUUCACUACCCAUGUGAUGAACCUGCUUCGUGAGCAGAGCCGGACCCGGCCCAUCUCCCCGAAGGAGAUCGAAAGAAUGGUGAGCAUCAUCCAUCGCAAAUUCAGCUCCAUCCAGAUGCAGCUCAAGCAGAGCACGUGUGAAGCAGUCAUGAUCCUACGCUCACGGUUUUUGGAUGCGAGGCGGAAGAGACGAAACUUCAACAAGCAAGCCACAGAAAUCCUGAAUGAGUAUUUCUAUUCCCAUCUCAGCAACCCUUACCCCAGUGAGGAAGCCAAAGAGGAGCUAGCCAAGAAAUGUGGCAUCACGGUCUCACAGGUGUCAAACUGGUUUGGAAAUAAGCGAAUCCGGUACAAGAAGAACAUAGGUAAAUUUCAAGAGGAAGCCAAUAUUUAUGCUGCCAAAACGGCUGUCACGGCUACCAAUGUGUCAGCCCAUGGAAGCCAAGCUAACUCACCCUCAACUCCCAAUUCAGCUGGUUCUUCCAGUUCUUUUAACAUGUCAAACUCUGGAGAUUUGUUCAUGAGCGUGCAGUCACUCAAUGGGGAUUCUUACCAAGGGGCCCAGGUUGGAGCCAACGUGCAGUCACAGGUGGAUACCCUUCGCCAUGUUAUCAGCCAGACAGGAGGAUACAGUGACGGACUUGCAGCCAGUCAGAUGUACAGUCCGCAGGGCAUCAGUGCUAAUGGAGGUUGGCAGGAUGCUACUACCCCUUCAUCAGUGACCUCCCCUACAGAAGGCCCUGGCAGUGUUCACUCUGAUACCUCCAACUGAUCUCCCAGCAAUUGCAUCCCUGACUGACCUCCUGCCCCAAAUGGGGGGUGGGGGCAGGAGGGAGGGUUUCUCUCCCCAACGCUGAAGCAGUCAGACUGGAGGUCGAAGCAAUCAGCAAACACAAUAAGAGUCUCCUUCUCUUCUCUUCUUCGGGAUGCUAUUUCAGCCAAUCUGGACACUUCUUUCUACUCUCUUCCC
Gracilinanus agilis (Agile Gracile Mouse Opossum) is the source of this 1942-nucleotide messenger RNA. It is a transcript of the gene PBX1, whose product is annotated as PBX homeobox 1. Gene Ontology annotation, molecular function: RNA polymerase II cis-regulatory region sequence-specific DNA binding; DNA-binding transcription factor activity, RNA polymerase II-specific. The record is from RefSeq and is a predicted model, not a curated record. The transcript is spliced from 9 exons. Gene Ontology annotation, biological process: neuron development; eye development; animal organ morphogenesis. Lineage: Eukaryota; Metazoa; Chordata; Mammalia; Didelphimorphia; Didelphidae. Gene Ontology annotation, cellular component: nucleus. The coding region runs from base 452 to 1744 and encodes 430 amino acids.